This is a messenger RNA of Adelges cooleyi (spruce gall adelgid), 1569 nucleotides long. RefSeq lists its product as uncharacterized. The coding region runs from base 118 to 774 and encodes 218 amino acids. NCBI's taxonomy places the organism in Eukaryota, Metazoa, Arthropoda, Insecta, Hemiptera, Adelgidae. The record is from RefSeq and is a predicted model, not a curated record. The transcript is spliced from 11 exons.
AUAAAAACAGAUUAACAUAUUGAUAAAUUUAUAUUUUCCUCAUUAGGUUCUUGUAUUUCAAUAGUUUAAGAGUAUUACUUGUUUUAUACAUAUUAAAAAACUUCUAAAAUAAUCAAAAUGAAAAUUUUACCUAUUUUAAUAGCGUUUGCCUUGGUAAAUGUUUUGGUAGCUGAAAUAAAUAAAUAUGUAAAGGAGGUUAUCCUGACAAACGAACAUAUUAAGCUUGUAGAAGAUGAUUUGCCGGCAAUCAUAAAAGACAUUGUCCUUAAAGGAUACAUUAUGUUGGAAAUGGCUUUCAUGUUAGUAAUGGCGGGAACCAAAGAAAACGUCGAUGACGAUGGAAUAUAUGAUAUGACAGCAUGCCAGCGUCUUGUGCGAUCACAUAUAUAUUCUGUAACAGGUAUCAAAGCACCUAAGAUAAACGAAGGCGAUUUUGAAAACGCUAAUCUGUCAUAUUUGGGAUGGGAAAGAAGACUAUCAACUCUUCCAGCUAUAAAAAAAUUAAUCCGUACUGUAAUAAGUGAAAAAGAUCCAGAUUUUGCAAUUUAUCUCAAGAUGUGUCGUUUAAUAGGGUUGUUCAGAGCAAUUGAAAACCCAGCUUUAUGCAUAAUGACUGCUGGUAUCGAUGGUGAAAAUUGUUAUAUAGCGGCUUUAGAUGACAUAUACUUCAUAUACAGAUUCUUUGAAGGAAACUAUUAUGAAGUUGACAAAGAUGAGAAUCCAGUCCAUGUCCUCAAUGAUCAAAUCAAGGACAAUAUGAUCGAAAGUUUUUAGUGUAUAAUCCAAUAUAAUUGAUAUAUAUAUAUAUAUAUAUAUAUAUAUUAGGGUGGUCCUUAAAAAGUAGAUUUUCGAACUUUAACCUCGACGCCCCUUGAAAUGUUUCUAAAUACAAUAAACAUAAGAUCAAAAAAAGAAAAUUUGAAAAAUAUUAAUUUUAACCCGUGCACUAUACACAAAAGUUCAUACCUGUCAAAAUUGUUGCCAGAAAAUGAAAAUUUAUUCAGGUUUUUUGGUCAAAAUUAAUAUUUAAAAUUUUUUUUUUUAUCUUAUAAACAUUUUAGGGGGCGUCGAGGUUAAAAUUCGAAAAUCUACUUUUUAAGGACCACAAUAAUAAAAAAUAUGUGGUCAUAUUGUUAGGUUAGGGUCGAUUAUUAAAUAUAGCUAUUAAAGUUUAUUGUGUAUUAUUUGUAUUGGCUAAAAAUAAUUAUAAUGUACCCGCAGUAGUGACAAUAUUUGUUCGCCAUACAUGAGUAGGAAUAAGUUGCUUAGCACCAAAAAAUUCAAAAUCGCCUGGACGAUAAAUAAACAAUGCUAAAAUAAAUGGCCGCUAAGUAAAAAAAAAAAAAGUCUUAAAAUAUAUGACAUAACAUAUUAUAGCAACUAAGUAAAUACCGUAAUGAAAUAUAUGUAUUGUAAAUCGUUGUCAACUAAUCAAAUCCGUCUACAAAAUUUAAUUUUGCCGGAAGUCUAAUUCUGUUUACCUACUUCCGACCUAGCAAAUACAGCACAUAUUAUGAAAAUAGUAGAAAAACUAUAGCGGGAAAAUAAGGAAAAGCAACCACGCCUCGC